Molecule: messenger RNA, 1151 nt
Organism: Pimephales promelas (fathead minnow)
Lineage: Eukaryota; Metazoa; Chordata; Actinopteri; Cypriniformes; Leuciscidae
Gene: spata17
Product: spermatogenesis associated 17
Biological process (GO): mitotic cell cycle; spindle organization; establishment of meiotic spindle localization
Cellular component (GO): spindle pole
Molecular function (GO): calmodulin binding
Source: RefSeq, a predicted model, not a curated record
UUCCGUUGUCAUGGACACCUUUAAACUUCCGGAAACAUGGCGAGACUUGUGAAACUUUACAGUCAAGUUGAUAACGUCAAAAAGCAAUAUUUUAUCAGAAACAGGAUCGCGGAGGAAAACAGACAGAAAGAGAAUGAGGCUGCAGUAAGAAUUCAGUGCUGGUUCCGGGGCUGCCAGGUGAGGGCAUACCUCAGUCACCUGCAUAAAAACGCAACAUUAAUACAAAAAAUAUGGCGUGGUUUCACUGCUCGGGUGCUCUUCAGAAAAAGGGUAAAGACAGCAUAUUUUAUCAUGAAGAUGAAUUUCUUCAAUAAGAUGGCUGUCAAGAUACAGCAGAGAUGGCGGGGCUAUUAUGUGAGGAAGUAUGUACACAAUUAUUAUGCACGCAAGAGAUAUUUGGAGGGAUUGACAAGGAAGAAUGAGCACAUCAGGAGAGACAUAGAGGAAUUUGUAGAGCUCCAGAGAAAAGAGAGAGAACGGAUCACUCUGGAAAAAGAGGAGCAAGGGAAAACCAUCCAGGCUCAAAGACUCCACUUCCUCCUGAGCACUAAACAGUGUCCAGGUGUUUUCAAUUCACCGUUCAGAGAAGAACCUGAUGAAAUGGAGCUGAGACUGAGAAAGGUAAAACCGCUUCUGGCACGAUCGGCUCCCAAAGAGAGGAAGACCCCUAAUAUAAUUCCUGAUCUGUCCAAUCUAAUGCCAAACAGAGAGCGUCUACCACCCAUUCGCAAAAAGCCACAGGGGCCCUUUCGCCCAGCUCUGGAAGUGCAGCAGCAGCGGCAGCGGCCCUUGGAGCCAAGCCUGCGCGUGGCCACAUCCAUCACUGCCCUGGAGGAGGCCAGAGAGGAGCUCAAAUGCCAGGAGUGGAGGACUCGCGUCAUCGACCAGACUUUUCUUCCAUCUUUAAAUACAAGCCAAAAUAAGCGGUACGAGGGCCUGAUGCACACCUCCACCCCCUUUGAGCAGGUGGCAUAUGGGACCAAGCACUUCCGAGAGGAGGACCUCCAGGGGAAAAAGCCCUUCAAGACCGUCUUCACCACCUGCCACGUCUUUGACAAGUUUGGACGACUGUACUCCAAAGCUGGUAAUAUUGUAUGAGAUAGCCGAGUGGAAAAUAGACAGAAUCAAUAAACACAUUAAAUGAAAUUUCC